Molecule: messenger RNA, 607 nt
Organism: Priapulus caudatus
Lineage: Eukaryota; Metazoa; Priapulida; Priapulimorpha; Priapulimorphida; Priapulidae
Product: putative ATP synthase subunit f, mitochondrial
Exons: 4
Coding region: 42-365 (107 amino acids)
Biological process (GO): proton motive force-driven mitochondrial ATP synthesis
Molecular function (GO): proton-transporting ATP synthase activity, rotational mechanism
Source: RefSeq, a predicted model, not a curated record
AUGUAUGUCUGUAUGAGCCAAGAGGUCAUCCACCAGCAGCCAUGGUGUUCGGCGAGUUACCUAAAGAAUACAACCCUAAAAUUCACGGUCCAUACGACCCGGCUAGGUAUUACGGCAGACCGGAUAUCAAGUUUGCGGAUGUGAAACUGGGUGAGCUUGGAGCAUGGUUUGCUAGGAGAAACAAGAGUCCUCAAGCUAUAAGUUCAGUCAUUGGAAGGUCAUGGUGGAGAUGGCAACACAAGUAUUGGUUCCCAAGAAAAGCUGGGAUGGCACCAUUUUUCCAGCUGAUGAUUGGUACCAUGGGAGUAUUCUACUUGCUUAACUAUGGAUCGCUAAAACAUCAUAAGAAUGCGAAAUACCACUAGCAAUAGCCGAGGGAAGGCCAGACUCCUAGAGAUGUAGAUUCCACAUCACCUCUGUCGUCUGUAACAGUGAUCAGUUACUUCCACAUUUUCCCUCGACUAUUUGUGUCGAGCGUAUGGAUCUGAAGUAAAAAACUACUUGGUUACACGUGCUUCAGUUCUAACAAAUUCAUAAAUUGCCUACACAUUUGUUUCCAAUUGUUGUGAUGCAGAAAUAUUAAACAAAGUCUGUUAACUAGUUAAAA